Molecule: messenger RNA, 972 nt
Organism: Galeopterus variegatus (Sunda flying lemur)
Lineage: Eukaryota; Metazoa; Chordata; Mammalia; Dermoptera; Cynocephalidae
Product: ret finger protein-like 3
Exons: 2
Molecular function (GO): protein binding
Source: RefSeq, a predicted model, not a curated record
CAGAAGGAGCUCCGUGGAGAGGAUUUCUUUUGCUUCUUCUGCCCUAUUGUCUCUCAGAAGAAUGACAUCGGGCCCAAUCGGCAGCUGGGGAAGCUGGCGUCCAGUAUCAAGGAGCUGGAGCCCCAACUGACAGCAGUUCUACAGAUGAACCCACAGAUGCGGAAGUUCCAAGCUCAGAGGUUCAACUAUGCAAUUUGUGUCCUGGGCUCCCCUCAUUUCACCUGUGGCCGCCAUUACUGGGAGGUGGAUGUGGGAACAAACACAGCAUGGGACCUGGGAGUUUGUAGAGAAUCUACUCCCCGAGAAGGAGUGAUCCAACUGAAUACAGAGCUGGGAUUCUGGACUGUGAGUUUGAGAGGUGGAUGCUACUUCUUUGCCAGCACAAGGCCUUUGACUGCCCUCUGUGUGGACCUUAAAUUACAGCGAGUUGGUAUUUUCCUGGAUAUGGGCAUAGGAAGCAUUUCCUUCUUCUGUGUUGAAGAUGGAUCCCACAUUUUUACAUUUACUGGAGUUUCUGCUGAGGAGCCACUGCGCCCAUUUUUUGCUCCUUCAAAUUUCCUUCUGGAUCAGGGUGUCCUGAGUGUCUGUCCUGUGAUGAGCCCGGCCACUGCCAGGUCUCCAGUCCACCCUGGGGAGAAUGAAUAAACCCCCACUGCAGAGAAACAUGGACAGAAAAUUACAAGGCAGUUAGACCUAGGAACUUUCUGCUUGAUACAAAUAUUAUAUGAAGUCAUAGCAGAAAAAUAUAGAACAUUUCAUAAAUGUGAUUUUUCUAGUUACAUUAAGGAGAAUACAAGUUGAAUUCUAAGUGUUAUUUUCACCAUCAAACUUGCUGGGUUUUGUGUUUACAUUUUGUUUCCUAUAGACAUGUCCUGCAUUCUCAGACCAAAUUCUAAAUGUUUUAUUUUUAUUUGUGAAAGCUCAACAUACUGUAUUAUGGAUGUUACUAAAUUAAUAAACAUUUGAAUGUAA